Mercenaria mercenaria is the source of this 1455-nucleotide messenger RNA. Its product is annotated as beta-1,3-galactosyltransferase 5-like. NCBI's taxonomy places the organism in Eukaryota, Metazoa, Mollusca, Bivalvia, Venerida, Veneridae. Gene Ontology annotation, molecular function: hexosyltransferase activity. The coding region runs from base 269 to 1387 and encodes 372 amino acids. The record is from RefSeq and is a predicted model, not a curated record. Gene Ontology annotation, cellular component: membrane. The transcript has 3 exons.
GGAUUGAUAAAAGCUAAACAUAAAUCAGUGGUCGUAUCAAGAUUUAUUGUGUUAAAAAUGUGAACUUAGAUACCGUUACCUUUAUUUACUCAAAACACAAAAAAAAAUCAAAUCAAACAUACGAGAUAAGCGUCAAGCAGGGAUAGGAAAAGCGUUUUUAACCGAUGUUGUCAUGAAGUAAAUAAGAAAGUGAUAUACUCAAUGUACUGGUUUUAUAGAAAAUGCAAACAAUUAGUGAAGUUAAAGUACACAGUUUGAAUACAGUGUCAUGUUAGGAGUGGAAAUAUUGCAUAGUGACCACAAUUCGGAGCUUUCACCAGAAAACCACUACACCAGAAUGAUGAUAUGGAGACCGUUGUUACGUUUUAUAAGAACACAUACCCUACUACUACAUGUCACAAAUACAUCCAACAAGUUUCGAAUUCAGCCAUAUUUGGCACUUAGAGUUACAACGAUAUCUGUGCUUCUUUUCUUGUUCAUACUGUUUAUAAAUCAAGAUUCGGAUGAACACGAAACGAUUUUUGUGACUCAGAGACCGUUUUUCGUCAAAAGAGAAGACUUGCAGUUUCUAAGAAACCAAGAAAAGUGCACGAAUGAAACCUUCUUGAUGAUUUAUAUUCAUUCAAAACCUGACAAUGCCGAAAGAAGGCGCAUGAUACGAAACACAUGGGGAUCACGUGAUAUUUUGGAAAAACACCACGCGAGAUUAAUUUUUGUAACAGGUGAAGUUGCAGACGAAAAUUUACAAAUUUUUCUUGACUUUGAAAAUGAAUUACAUAAAGAUAUUAUUCAAGUAAACUUUAUUGAUUCUUAUAGAAACCUGACAUAUAAAGCAAUUUCUGGAUUAAAAUGGGUGACUGAAAAUUGUCAAAAUGCUACAUUUGUUCUAAAGACAGACGAUGACAUAAUAGUUGACAUAAACACAGUAGUAACUUUAAUGAUGUCAGAUAAUGAUAACAGAUGGCAAAAGACGAAUCUUCUUGCUUGCCAUAUUUGGAAACACAUGGAUGUCGAUAGAAAUAAGAGCAGUAAGUGGUACACAUCUUAUGACGAGUAUCCAGACGACUUCUACCUCAGCUAUUGCUCUGGCUCAGCAUUUAUCAUGAGUUAUGAUGUAGUUAAGAAAUUUUAUUUGAAAUCUCACGAGACUCCAUUCUUUUGGGUUGAUGAUUAUUACGUCACAGGCAUGUUGGCUCUCGCUACUAACGUCACCCCUGUCCCACUGAAUGAAAGAUACAGUGUUUUAAAAACUGCAGAUCUGCGAAAAGAGCUGCCCAGCAAUGCAAGUCUAACAUUUAUUCACUCUCCUGAUACAAAUACAUCUUCGUAUGUUUGGCAAAACUAUCUAGGAAGAAAGGGACAAACACUGAAAAAGCAAACCAUGUAGGAUUGGGACAACAUGUGCCAUCAGUCUUUUAUGUAAAUUUGUGUUUUAUAAUAAAGAGUGAUACUGUU